CAGCUGCGGAAGUGCGAAGAGGAGCUGAGAGUCCGCGGCUGAAGCAGCAGCGCAGCGCUGUUUAUUUUGUUCUUCAGUUUAUUUUCUCUUUGUAUUGAGCUUUGGGAGAAACUCCGUCAGCAUGUCCGGCUUCGACACCAACCCAUUCGAAAACCCGGUAGACGUUAACCCUUUUCAGGAUCCCUCUGUCACGCAGGUGACCCACCCUGGAGUGGAUCAUCUUGAUCAGUACAGCCCUUUCCCUGCCACUGACUCUGGAGCUUUGACAGGCCCCACUAUUCCAGCCUCUGCUGUUCCUUCACAGCCAGCCGUGCUGCAGCCUUCUGUGGAUCCGAGCCCUCAGGCAACUGCAGCUGCAGCCCAGGCGAACCUGCUGAAACAGCAGGAGGAGCUGGAGAGGAAAGCAGCCGAGCUGGACCGCAGGGAACAGGAGCUGCAGAAUAGACAAGUGACUACAGGCAAAGAGAACAACUGGCCCCCAUUGCCCAAAAGCUUUCCCAUCAAGCCUUGCUUCUACCAGGACUUCUCUGAGGAAAUUCCCCAAGAGCAUCAAAGGGUCUGCAAAAUGAUGUAUUACCUGUGGAUGUUGUAUUGUGUGACUCUGUUUCUCAAUGUGCUGGCAUGUCUGGCAUUUUUCACCGCUGGCACGAAUUAUGGAGUGGACUUUGGCCUUUCUAUUUUAUGGUUCAUCCUCUUCACUCCCUGCUCCUUCCUGUGCUGGUACCGACCUGUCUACAAGGCUUUCAAGACUGAUAGCUCCUUCAGCUUCUUUUUUUUCUUUUUCAUCUUCUUUGCCCAAGUGGUGGUGACUAUCAUUCAGACUGUUGGCAUACCCAACUGGGGGAACAGCGGUUGGAUUUCGGCCUGCACUGUGGUUCGUGAACACUUGGCUGUGGGUGUGGUAAUGCUGGUAGUGGCAGUUUUCUUCACUGUGUGUGCUGUGAUGUCGGUCGUCCUGCUUAAAAUGGUUCACGGUCACUAUCGCCACACCGGUGCGAGCUUCCAAAAGGCGCAGCAGGAGUUCUCUCAGGGCGUCCUCACCAACCGCACCUUCCAAAGCGCGGCAGCCAACGCCGCUGCCUCCGCAGCCCAGAGUUCUCUCCAGAGGAAUUAGACCAAGCAGAAAACGUAGAGAAACCCAUCACGGUGGACCUGGGACCUCCAACUCCAUCAGCCAUCACGAACCCAAAGCUUAGCCAAAGCUGCUACGAGAUAAAUGAUCUGGAUCUCCUCCAUCAUGCUUUGGUCUUUGGAUGGCAGAGGCACUAUUUUUUUCACAUAUAUUUUUAUGUGAAGCUGUGGGUGUGAGGUAAAUAAUUAUGAAUGCUGUGUCUGUAUAGUUGUACUUAUGCUUUGUGUUUGUGUGUCUUGGCGUUUUGUGGUGUAUUUUUUAUUAUUUUUUUUUUUUGGAAUAUAAACUAAUUUAAGGCUGGCCCACAUCAGUGAAGGUACAGGAUACUUGUCCGUGUAUUAAAGAAUGACAAUGAACAAAAUUGGACUUUCCCUAAAGUGAUGUCCACUCAGCUUAGUUUAGGCUUGCUUGCUUCAGCUACUGUGUGAUCAUGCUUUAAGCUGCAUUUAGUAUUCACCUACAAACAAUGGACUCAAACAAUGUGCCUUAUGAUUUCAACCUUUUCAUACUGUAUUCCUACAAUCUGAUCUUCAUGCAGUGCCAUAACUACAAGGGGAAAAAGAAAAUGACUCUUCAUUUCAAUGCCAUUGUAUGAAUUAAUGAAUUUUGUUACAUGAAAAGCAAGAUGGUCUGGCAGGUAAGGUCUGAAAGCUGUCAUGAAGGGAGAUUUCAUGCUAAGAAACUUAAAUCACGCAAGUCAGCAAUGACUUGUUCUUUAACUAAAAUUCAUCUAAGAAAUGUUGCUUCUGGCUUCCUUGAUGAAGGAUAAUUGUUCAAAGCUGCUGUCUGUUAUCUCCUGGGGAAACCACGCUGAAGGGAGACUGUGCUUGUAGAUAACAUAUGAUACAAAAAGGUUCAAAUCUUGAGUCUAACUGUUGACUAACAGUGGCCUUAUAGAUUUGAUUAUUGUUCUGGAAAAACAUUAUGAUCUAAAUCAAAAUUACUAGAUAUUUGCACCUUGUGGAAGGGAGAAAUGCAUAAAUAAAACGUACCAGUAAACAUUUAUGAAAUAAAUCAGAAUAUUUUUAGUGUCAUUUUAUGAAUACAUGUAUUUUAUCCUUUUGGAUGUUUUACUGAAAAUAGUGAGCAAAUUAAAGUUUUUGAUUAACAGUU
Molecule: messenger RNA, 2245 nt
Organism: Colossoma macropomum (tambaqui)
Lineage: Eukaryota; Metazoa; Chordata; Actinopteri; Characiformes; Serrasalmidae
Gene: scamp2
Product: secretory carrier membrane protein 2
Exons: 9
Coding region: 122-1114 (330 amino acids)
Biological process (GO): protein transport
Cellular component (GO): recycling endosome membrane; trans-Golgi network membrane
Source: RefSeq, a predicted model, not a curated record